UAUGUAAUAAUAAUGAUACAUUUUUGAAUGUCAAGUACAUGAAAGGCAUAGUUUUUGAAGUACAGGAGCGUUGUAAAAGCCCAGGGACCCCCUCACCAUGGUGCUGCCACCUCCAGACAAGCGGCACGUUUGCCUGACCACCAUCGUCAUCAUGACCAGCAUGGCCUUCAUGGACGCCUAUCUGGUGGAGCAGAACCAGGGCCCGCGGAAGAUUGGUGUGUGCAUCAUCGUGCUGGUGGGGGACAUCUGCUUCCUCAUCGUGCUACGCUACGUGGCCGUGUGGGUGGGCGCCGAGGUCAAGACGGCCAAGCGCGGCUACGCCAUGAUCCUCUGGUUCCUCUACAUCUUCGUGCUGGAGAUCAAGCUCUACUUCAUCUUCCAGAACUACAAGGCUGACAAGAGGAACCUGGAGACGGUGGCCCGCAAGGCCCUGACGUUGCUUCUGUCCAUCUGUGUGCCGGGCCUCUACCUAGUGCUGGUGGCGCUGGACAGCAUGGAGUACGUCCGGACGUUCCGGAAGAAGGAGGACAUGCGCGGCCGCCUCUUCUGGGUGGCACUCGACCUGCUGGACAUCCUGGACAUCCAGGCCAACCUGUGGGAGCCGCAGCGGACGGGGCUCCCGAUCUGGGCCGAGGGCCUGAUGUUCUUCUACUGCUACAUUCUGCUGCUGAUCCUGCCCUGCGUGUCGCUGAGCGAGAUCAGCAUGCACGGCGAGCACGUGUCCCCGCAGAAGAUGAUGCUCUACCCGGUCCUCAGCCUGGCCACCAUCAACGUGGUCACCAUCCUCAUCCGCAUGGUCAACAUGCUGCUCUUCCAGGACAGCCGCGUCUCCACCAUCUUCAUCGGCAAGAACAUCGUGGCCAUCGCCACCAAGGCCUGCACCUUCCUGGAGUACCAGCGGCAGGUGAAGGAGUUUCCCCAGAACGCCAUCGCCAUGGAGCUGCAGCAGAACUCUGUGCCCCACACCCAGACCCUCCCCACCACCACCAGCCUGGCCCACGAACAGUCCCCGGUGCGGGAGGUCAUCGACACAUGACGAAAGCCAAAUUUGAUCUCGCAGGUCACCACCCUACCCUUCCGCCGUGCCCUGGCCCACUCCAGCCUCCAGAGGGCGCUGUUUUUACCCUCAUUGAGCCCUUCCCACUCUAACCCUGGCCUUUGGGAGGGAAUUGUCCUGCCAAACCAGUUACAUGGCUAACCCCUCCUCCCCUUUCCCA
Megalops cyprinoides (Indo-Pacific tarpon) is the source of this 1217-nucleotide messenger RNA. It is a transcript of the gene tmem121aa, whose product is annotated as transmembrane protein 121Aa. The transcript has a single exon. Bases 98 to 1036 code for a protein of 312 amino acids. The record is from RefSeq and is a predicted model, not a curated record. Lineage: Eukaryota; Metazoa; Chordata; Actinopteri; Elopiformes; Megalopidae.